UGCUGGAGUAGCAUUAUUAACUGAUGCGUUUUGAAAAAAAACAUGUUUUCCUAUGACAGGAUCCCUUUAAUUAUACUCUCUUUUCCACAGGCCACAUCAUAUGUACACUUGGCAGCUAUUUAUCAAACUCUAAAAAAUAUACACAAAAAAAUAUUGUAAAAAGUGGUGUUGAAUAAAUGGUAUUUCUAUAAAGGUACUUAUUUUAUGCCACUUUGUUGCUGUAUGUAACACUAAUAUUCAAUGCCAUGACCAAUUCAAUCCAAGAGUAAAAAUUCAAGUUAAUGAUCAACACAUUUUUAAAAGGCCUGAAUUCUACACUGGAAAAAUGUUACAUUGAUACAGGCCUCUAGGUAUAUGGCCAAGUGAGAACAAUUGUACUUUAUCAUCAGGUUUAACAAAGAGAACAGCCUGAAUGGACAUAUACCAAGAAGGAGCAUGCAGCUAUACACAACCACAAAGGUUCAAAGAAAUUCAAAGUGGAGUAGAAAAAAUCAAGCAUGCAGAAAUAUCACUGUAAGAGAAUGUGAUUUGACAUGCCUUCUUGAUUAUACUCAUAAUUACAUAGUAGGGGUCAGAACCAUUUCUGGAUCAUCCAAGUCACAGUGGGAAGAAGUAAAAGACAUAUCAUACAUAUUUACAGUGGAUCCUGAGGUUCCAACAUUACAAGUAAAACUAGUGGAUAAGAGCAUUUAUAUUAAUGCAACGGUAAAGACACCACAUUGCAUCAAAGACGUUUACAAUUUGAAAUACAAUAUUAUAGCAUGGCUGAAUGAUGGACCGAAACAGAUGAUAUUCGGAGAGGUUAAGAUGAACUCUGUCAUCAACCUAAGCACUAUAGGGCUCAAUGGGAACUAUUGUGUUGCAGCAUCAACCGUAUUCAAAUUGGAACAAACCAAAAUCAGCCAACUAUCCAAUUCAUCUUGCCAUUUUGUCAGGGAUAAAGAGCAUAACAGUGACCAGAAUUGGAGUUUUGCUGUUUUGAUUUUUUUCUCAAUACUCAUUUGUGGCAUCUUCGUUUAUUACAUCAAGUAUAGACAUCCUGUCAAAGCACAGACGCCAAUUGCAUUGGAUUUUUCCAAAUUUAGAACUGGCAGAGAACUGUGUACCUUGGAGUCUCUGGAAAUGAUUCCCAAGCAGUGUGACAAGAUUACUGCAGUAGAAAUAAAACAAAAGUGCUCUUCACCCAGCUCUUUGUUUGUAAGUGGUAAGAACAUGAAUAUUGAUGAUUAUGAAUUAAGACAGUUGGGAUACACAGAGAAACAUCCAGUACUAAGAGAAUCUGGAGAAGAUGGAUCUAAACUAAUGGAUCUCAGCAGUGAUAAAUGUUCUACCUCAGGCUUCAGUUGUGAGGAAAGUGAAAGCUCAUCAGGACCAAAUAUUUCUAACCUCUUAACACUUCAUGAUAAGCAGAAAGCUAAUCUGGAUCACAUUCAAGAUAAGGAUGAAGAUAAAAUCAGGAAACCUGAUCCCAAUGAAUUACUGUUAAGUACUGCCAAAUCAGACUUUCCGAACAUCUCCUCAUUAGGGUCAAAGUCUUCCUGCCAGCUCAAUCAAAUCCUUAGCGUGCGCCUUGAGACAUUAAAGAUUGAGGGGAAAAGUAGCCAGGUGGAGGACUCAGAUGGUGAAUCUAGUGACCAGUUCUCUUCAGAAUCUGAGGAUUCAGAGGUUGCAGAAAGUGAAACAACAGAUCAAUUGUGCACUCAUUCAAAUUUGCAAAAGUUAAGAUGCACAGGCUAUGAAAGCAGGGGUUAUAUGUCAAGGUAGUGGUAAAAUUUUGUAUUUGUUAUAAUUAUUCUGAUGAAUAUUUACCUGUAAACCUCUGUGAGGUCCAAGAAAUGUAUGACUGAUACAAGUGUAUAAUGUAUGAUGACUAACUUAGCCUUUCUUGCUGUUAUCCAUCAAUAUAUUCAUUUUCCCUUA
Molecule: messenger RNA, 1920 nt
Organism: Xenopus laevis (African clawed frog)
Lineage: Eukaryota; Metazoa; Chordata; Amphibia; Anura; Pipidae
Gene: ifnlr1.L
Product: interferon, lambda receptor 1 L homeolog
Exons: 6
Coding region: 436-1764 (442 amino acids)
Source: RefSeq, a predicted model, not a curated record